This is a messenger RNA of Dichomitus squalens LYAD-421 SS1, 1486 nucleotides long. RefSeq lists its product as uncharacterized. NCBI's taxonomy places the organism in Eukaryota, Fungi, Basidiomycota, Agaricomycetes, Polyporales, Polyporaceae. The record is from RefSeq and is a predicted model, not a curated record. The transcript is spliced from 2 exons. The coding region runs from base 854 to 1051 and encodes 65 amino acids.
GCAGAACCAAGACAAUAUCCUCGACCACCGGCGCUGCCCCCCGCCUAUCCACCAACUCCUGAGCGAUAUGGAUCUCUGGACCGCCAUGUAUAUCCCCCCAGAUCACCACCCAGGUCAAGGGUGCCGCCGCCUUUGGAUACUUAUAUUUCACCCCGGCCUGUAGUCUCGUACCGUUCAAUACGGCCGCCUCCGCCUCCGCCUCCGUCUAUGGACGCGUACCCCUCGAGCUACUACGAUAGACGUGAUGAAAGCCUUUAUAGAGAUCGCGAAUAUGAGAGACGUGGGGAAGAUCACAGAUUACGGACGCGGGAUGAUGAUUCGCGGGACAGAGAGAGGGAUCGAGACCGGAAAUGGGAAGAUGAGGCACGAAGAGGAUAUGACGGAGAGAGAAGAGAGCGAGAUGCGUCGCGAGAGCGACGGUGGGCACGGCAGAAGGAAGAGGAUCGAGAAAGGUUUGCGCGCCGUCGGGAAGAUAAAGAGCGGCAGGAGCGCGAGUGGGCAAGGCUGCAGGAUGAAGAUCGACGGUCUGGUCGCAAUAGGACGCUUGAGGUAGAACCAGAGCGUAUGUGGGUUCCGAGGCUGUCGCGGUCGCCUCCUCGGCGCAUGGUUUCUACUCAGCCCCAUGAACCGUCUCCUGCACCCAGUCGGGCACGCUCACCUAUAGCCAGGUCGCCCUCCAGGCGUGCAACUGCUACCCCCGUACCUGUGGCCAGCCGGCCGGGUUCUCCUUACAAAGUGGAGAGGUCGCGGCCUCUCCGUUCUCGUUCUCCUGGUGAGAUCAGGCUAGGGAAUCACUCCAUUUCCCUCUCGCGGAGUUCGGCUCGUCCAUAUCAGGUUCCCUCGCCUCGAAGAAAUGACCGGUACCAGAGGCAGCCGCCUAUGCGCCGCAGUCGCAGCCCCGACCGGCCGCGACGUGAAGCACGCCGUGACGUUAGUCGAGGGAGUCGCGCCAUCCCUUCUGACUACAGAGGGCGUGACCGACGCUCUCCGCGUCGCCGGUCUUACUCUCCAGCUUCGCCGCGCCGCAGGAGGAGUCCCAAACCCACAGUAAGGCGGACGCCCUCUCCUCCUAGUCGGUCUCGCAGCCGGUCUCCCACAAGGACACCGCCGACGAAGCGACAUGUCUUGCCGCCUCUGAAGUCACCCUCACGCCCCCCACCUCCGCCGCCGCCCACUGGUCCUCGUGUUCGUUCUGUGCAACAGCUUGCCUCGAAGAUAGACCCGGAUGAGGAUGUUGCAAUGGAGGAACUAGUUGGACUUGUCCCCGAGGUAAAGGCGAAACCACCUUCUCUGAGCCCUGUGGAAGCACCUGCAGUCCACCUUCCUUCUUCCGCUGUACCCGCCUCCUCUCUUCCUCCGUCUGUUGCUCAUGCGCCCACUUCAACUGCGGCAAAGUCCGCGUCAACAGUUGCGUCCUUGUCAUCCAAACCGGAACUAGAGAUAGACAAGAAGUCUUCAAAUGCCAAACGACGAUCUCGAUCACCCC